GACUCCGGAAGAGCCCCUUUCUGCAGUUCCUUGGGGACUGCACGUCUCACUUCUUCUAAGUUUGCGGCGGAGAGAAUAAAGCAGAAAGACAGGAAGAGGAGGUGGAGUUCUACAGCUCUCCAGGAGGCCGGGGGGCCCACUCCGCCUAUCGCUCCCCGCGGCUACGCUGCCACUUCAAUGCCCCGCAGGUCGCGAGCUGCUGUUCUUUCGAAGGCGUCGGAGAACCAGAGGCGUCCCGCGCCACCUCUGACUCGGAGCAGCGCCGAGCACUGACGCUCGCGCCCUUGGGCACGGACGCCAGUGCGCCCGCGCGCGUCCCUCUGCGCGGCAGCCAGUCGCGGGCCCUCAAGGGGAAGCCCAGGCCAGGAUGACCCCGGGCCGGGCGGUGGCCGGGCUCCUGCUGCUGGCGGCCGCCGGCCUCGGAGUAGUGGCGGAGGGGCCAGGGCUCGCCUUCAGCGAGGAUGUGCUGAGCGUGUUCGGCGCGAAUCUGAGUCUGUCGGCGGCGCAGCUCCAGCACUUACUGGAGCAGAUGGGAGCCGCCUCCCGCGUGGGCGUCCCGGAGCCUGGCCAGCUGCACUUCAACCAGUGUUUAACCGCUGAAGAGAUCUUUUCCCUUCAUGGCUUUUCAAAUGCUACCCAAAUAACCAGCUCCAAAUUCUCUGUCAUCUGUCCAGCAGUCUUACAGCAAUUGAACUUUCACCCUUGUGAGGAUCGGCCCAAGCACAAAACAAGACCAAGUCAUUCAGAAGUUUGGGGAUAUGGAUUCCUGUCAGUGACAAUUAUUAAUUUGGCUUCUCUCCUCGGAUUAAUUUUGACUCCACUGAUAAAGAAAUCUUAUUUCCCGAAGAUUUUGACCUUUUUUGUGGGGCUGGCUAUUGGGACUCUUUUUUCAAAUGCAAUUUUCCAACUUAUUCCAGAGGCAUUUGGAUUUGAUCCCAAAGUCGACAGUUAUGUUGAGAAGGCAGUUGCUGUGUUUGGUGGAUUUUACCUACUUUUCUUUUUUGAAAGAAUGCUUAAGAUGUUAUUAAAGACAUAUGGUCAGAAUGGUCAUACCCACUUUGGAAAUGAUAACUUUGGUCCUCAAGAAAAAACUCAUCAACCUAAAGCAUUACCUGCCAUCAAUGGUGUGACGUGCUAUGCAAAUCCUGCUGUCACAGAAGCUAAUGGACAUAUCCAUUUUGAUAAUGUCAGUGUGGUGUCUCUACAGGAUGGAAAAAAAGAGCCAAGUUCAUGUACCUGUUUGAAGGGGCCCAAACUGUCAGAAAUAGGGACGAUUGCCUGGAUGAUAACGCUCUGCGAUGCCCUCCACAAUUUCAUCGAUGGCCUGGCGAUUGGGGCUUCCUGCACCUUGUCUCUCCUUCAGGGACUCAGUACUUCCAUAGCAAUCCUAUGUGAGGAAUUUCCCCACGAGUUAGGAGACUUUGUGAUCCUACUCAAUGCAGGGAUGAGCACUCGACAAGCCUUGCUAUUCAACUUCCUUUCUGCAUGUUCCUGCUAUGUUGGGCUAGCUUUUGGCAUUUUGGUGGGCAACAAUUUCGCUCCAAAUAUUAUAUUUGCACUUGCUGGAGGCAUGUUCCUCUAUAUUUCUCUGGCAGAUAUGUUUCCAGAGAUGAAUGAUAUGCUGAGAGAAAAGAUAAUUAAAUGGGCUACUGGUGACAUCAAAUCUCAACUUCAUUUACUUUGGAUAUAUACGGCAAAAUAGUAAUUGCAUUAUCUGGAAUAUUUCACCUCCACAUCUCUGCAAUACCAGUGCUUUCAACAGUGAUUGGUUAGAGGUAGGCAUAUGACAUAGUUAUGACCACUGAGACAUGAUGCUGUGUGUGCUGUGAAGUAUCUCAAAAGGAGUAAGGAAGAUACAGCCUCUUCUUUCUAGGGACUUUGUUUGUAGUGUGACACCUGGAGCAGCCAUUUUGCUACUGUUUUGUUUUGAAUUGUGUCCCCCACCCCCGAAAAAAGAUAUGUUUGAGUUCUAAUCCCCAGGAUCUCAGAAUGUGACCUUGUUUGGAAAUAGAGUCAUUGCAAAUGUAAUUUGUUAAGAUGAACUCAUACUGGAGUAGAGUGGGUUCCUAAUCUAGUAUGACUGGUAUUCUUACUAAAAAGAGAAAUUUGAAUACUGGCUACACCAUGUAAAGAUUAAGGCAGAGAUCGUGGUGAUGCAUCUACAAUGUCAACAAUUGCCAGCAAACCAUCAGAAUCUGGGAGAGAGGUAUGGAAUGGACUCUGUCUUGCAGCCCUAAGAAGGAACCAAUUCUGUGCAUGCCUGAAUCUUGAACUUCCAGCCUCCACAACUGUGAGACGAUACAUUUUUGUUAUUUAAGCUACACAGUUGUGGCACUUUAUUACUGCAGUCCUAGCAGACUAAUACAGCUACCUUGAGAGGAAAUAGCAUUGGGAUGAAGGUGAUGUGCUGAAGAAGCACAGCAGAAAGUGGAAAGAUGGUCCAGGAGGACCUCCUUAGCCAUUGAAUUGACAAGCCUCUUCCCUGGAGUCCCUCUUCCCCGGGAUUUUUUUUUGGUAUGUGUAAUAAUCACUUUUCCUAAUGGUGCAAACCAUUUUGAGUUGCCCUUUGGCUACUAGUAAUUAAAGCAAACUAACCAAGUUAGCCCUCCCCAGUGUUCCUUUUUACAAUCUAAAUUCUGAUGUCCAACUCCUCCCUGGGCCACUCACUGUCCCCAUCUGUCUAUAGAGCUAAAGAAGAAAAAGAAGAAUAAAUCCUUUUUUUCCCAAGAGAUCUCUCUGCUUUUGUGAAAAACAGAAAGGAUGGCAUUAUCUAACUUUUCUCAUCAUUAGAAGUCAAGCCCGGCCAUGACUCCCGUUAUGACAUUUUGAGGGCCACAUUUUAUGAGAAAAGCCCAGACAGACAGACGUGUCUGUAAAUUCUUUCAUUCUUUGCAUUCUUUCCUUGACUGUGCCUUAGAGAGUGUUUGAUUAUUUCAGGGUAGAUGGAAAAGAAGCAAGUUCUGGCCUAUGCUCUAGUUCCUCACUUUCUGGAGUUAUCUUUUGGGCCUGGAGUCUCUUGGAGUGAGGAAAGGAAGCCAUUUUUACACUCUACUGUGGUAGCAGUAAACUUCAUACUCUUAGGAGGCUGCGUGCCAUCUUCAAGAGGAAGAGAAUGAAGAGGUUAAGAAUUAUGCCAUCGAAAUGUGCUGCUCUGGCAUAUUGACUAUUUUGAAUUAAAGAUAUUUAAAAAAUAUCAGACAUGAGGGGGUCACUCUGAUCUUAAUUCUGUGUCUUAACGGCAGGAGAUGAAAUUCUUACGUGAGAGAUGGCCUCCCUGUCACAGAAGGAAUACCAUUCUCCUUAUCAAGGAUGAGAAAUUAAAGCCGAGAGAAUUCUGUAUAGACUUUGUUCAAGUAAUUCUUAUAUUUUAAGCCUCCCCACAAAAUUGAGCUGCCUUUUCAAAAUGUACUGUCCUUUAUGCAACCAGUGUGGAAGCGAUUGACUCUCACUGCUUCCUUGGAUCUUCUUUUCCCUAUAUGGGCUCUUAUGUCCUGUAAAACAUGUAUUAAAUAAAUUUGUAUGCUUUUCUCCUGUUAACCCCUUACAUCAAUUUAAUUCUUGGGCCCAGGUAGGACCCUAAGAGGAUGGAGGUUGAGUUUUGCCACCUCUGCAAGAGAAAAGAGAGAUGCCCAGACCACCAGGGCAAAUCUUUGAUUUCCCAGGUUUCGAAGUGGGCACUAUGUCUGAACCUGGCCCUCUGAAACUUCCUCUUCCUGGACAUCCCAGCUGCUGAUGUAAGUUGCCCCUGCACUGGCUCAGGGCUGGGACAUUAAGGAAUUUCCCUUUUGUUGACAUAACAGUAGGAUGGCUAUAGCUAACAACAAUACAUUAUUUAGUUUCAAAUAACUAGAAGGAGGAUAUGAAUGUUCCCAACACAAAGAAAUGACAACUAUUUGAGAUGAUGGAUAUGCUAAUAACCUUAAUCUGAUUCCUAUACAUUAUAUGCAUUACAUAUGCAUACCUUGUAUGUGUAAUAUCACUAUGUACCCCAUAAAUAUGUGCAAUUAUGUGUCAAAUAAAUUUAAACAAAGAUU
Messenger RNA from Mandrillus leucophaeus (drill), 4034 nucleotides. RefSeq names its product solute carrier family 39 (zinc transporter), member 8 (gene SLC39A8). NCBI's taxonomy places the organism in Eukaryota, Metazoa, Chordata, Mammalia, Primates, Cercopithecidae. The coding region runs from base 368 to 1702 and encodes 444 amino acids. Gene Ontology annotation, molecular function: zinc ion transmembrane transporter activity. The transcript is spliced from 11 exons. Gene Ontology annotation, cellular component: membrane. The record is from RefSeq and is a predicted model, not a curated record. Gene Ontology annotation, biological process: intracellular zinc ion homeostasis; zinc ion import across plasma membrane.